AGAAUAGCCAAUUAGCCAAAACAGGAUUUAUCGUGAAGUUUUCUCUUUUCUUAGGUCCAAAAUGUAUUAACCAAAAAAAGGGUUUGUUGUUACGUUUUCCUUUCCAACAUCUCUCGAAAAGAAUUAACCAAAAAGAGGGUUUAUUGUUACGUUUUCUGUUUUUCUUCACUUUGAAAAAAAGAAAAGAGAAUGAAAUUGGAACUUCUUCUAUAUGGCGCUUUAAAGAUGUAGUGCAGCAAGGUCCACCUAAUUAACAGUACUCCCCCAUUCCAGGACAAUAUUACACAGAGACCCAAAGGAAUCACAACAAAGAAAGAUAAGGGAGAGAAAGGAUCACCUUGUCUCUCUUCUUUCAUUUCAUACACAGAUAUGGGUUUUUCAACUGCAACAAGUGCCUGUUAUGGUAGCAGUUCCAAUUUGGGUCUGGGAUGGAAGUCAUCCAGUUUGUUUGUGCAAAUGGGUUUGUUUUCAAAUGCUUCAAUCAGACCCAGAAAAGUUCCUCCCUUUAAAUUCCCGCGGGCAUGCUAUUCUUCCUCUUCUUCUGAUCCCCUUUUGGUGAAGGCUGCCAGAGGAGAGCCUGUAAGUCGUGCUCCUGCUUGGAUGAUGCGUCAAGCUGGAAGGUAUAUGGCUAUUUACAGAAAACUUGCCGAGAAAUAUCCAUCCUUCAGAGAGAGGUCAGAGACAACUGAUCUCAUUGUGGAAAUUUCUUUGCAGCCUUGGGAAGCUUUUCAUCCAGACGGAGUUAUUAUUUUCUCUGACAUACUCACACCUCUACCUGCUUUUGGUGUCCCAUUUGACAUAGAAGAUGUGCGUGGUCCUGUUAUUCAUUCUCCUCUGCGGAAUGAGGAGGAUUUAAAAGUGUUACACCCGAUUGACUUGGGUAAACUACAAUUUGUGGGGGAAUCCUUAAAGAUAUUGCGCAAAGAGGUCGGGGAGCAUGCUGCAGUUUUAGGCUUUGUGGGUGCUCCUUGGACAAUAGCUACUUAUAUUGUUGAAGGGGGCACAACUCGUACAUAUACAACAAUAAAGAACAUGUGCCGCACUGCGCCAGAAGUAUUGAGGGCUCUUCUCUCGCAUUUGACAGAAGCACUAGCUGAAUACAUUGUUUUCCAGGUGCAAUCUGGAGCUCAUUGUGUUCAAAUAUUUGAUUCCUGGGGUGGACAACUCCCACCGCACAUGUGGGACAGUUGGUCAAAGCCGUACAUUGAGAAGAUAGUAAGCACAGUGAGAAGCAGAUGCCCUCAAACACCCCUUGUGCUGUAUAUCAAUGGAAAUGGCGGCCUUCUUGAGCGGAUGAAAUCAACUGGGGUUGAUGUUAUUGGGCUUGAUUGGACUGUUGACAUGGAAGAUGGACGAAAGCGAUUAGGAAAUGAUAUUAGUAUUCAGGGAAAUGUAGAUCCUGCUGUUCUAUUUAGUCCCUUGUCCGCUGUGACUGAUGAAAUCAAGAGGGUUGUUAAGUCUGCUGGGCCUAGGGGUCACAUUCUCAACCUGGGUCAUGGUGUUCUUGUUGGCACACCCGAGGAAGCUGUCGCUCACUUUUUUGACGUUGCAAGGAGCUUAAAGAUUGAUGCACAUUCCGAAGCUGGUGCACUUGAGACAGCGGUUGCAGGAAGAUAGAAUUCCUUGCAAGCUUGAAAGCAGAUGGCUGUAACUUAGGCUCUUCUGGUCUACUAUCUAAUUCCGAGAGAACUUUUCAGAACUUCAUAUUAUCAUUCUUAAUAGAGCUCCAUAAAAGGUAAGGUAUCGGCUAGUUUGUUCAGCAAAGUUGCAAGUUUUGGGGGGAAUUAUAGUAAUUGUACUGUUUAUCAGAAUCUUUAACUCUGCAAAUCUUGUAUUGAGUAUCUAUGGUUAUGGUUGGUUUAACCAUCCACUUGCACUAUCCAUUAUCAUCUUUAGAACGGCCCCAAUUCUUUAAUCUCAUCCGAGUUUCGUGCUUUCAGUGAGACGAUGUCGUUUUAUAUUUGUAUAAACAUUAUACACUCCUAAUAUACGUAUAAAAAUUUCAUUAUUUUAUUACU
Messenger RNA from Oldenlandia corymbosa var. corymbosa, 2018 nucleotides. NCBI's taxonomy places the organism in Eukaryota, Viridiplantae, Streptophyta, Magnoliopsida, Gentianales, Rubiaceae. The record is from the annotation of a GenBank genome assembly.